Magnolia sinica is the source of this 1002-nucleotide messenger RNA. RefSeq names its product glutamate synthase 2 [NADH], chloroplastic-like. The transcript is spliced from 2 exons. Bases 398 to 676 code for a protein of 92 amino acids. The record is from RefSeq and is a predicted model, not a curated record. NCBI's taxonomy places the organism in Eukaryota, Viridiplantae, Streptophyta, Magnoliopsida, Magnoliales, Magnoliaceae.
CAACCUUUUGCACAGAUUACGGUGCUUUUGUUUCUGUCAACAUUCUAUACAGGUAAGGCCCUCCUUCUAGUGAUUGAGAUCAUUUCUUUGGUGAGCCCCACCAGGGACAAGUGAUGGAUUGAAUUCCUUAUGGUGCAGCCUACUUGAGUUCCACGUACAAUGCUUUAAUAUAUUGUAUCUUUCAUUGUGUUUCUUUCUCUAUUAUUUAAUAUACUUUAGUUUUUUAAAUGUGACAAUUCGGUAUGUUAUCUAAUGAUAGACCAAUCAACUUAGUUAAUUGAUCUGUUGCAUGUUCUUAAUUGAUUUUUUAUUUGUAUAAAUGCUCUUAAUAGUUGGUUGAGUGAUGAAUGGUACUUGUGAUUAAAAAUGUAAAUAGACAAAUUAUAAUGCCAUUGAGAUGUUGUUGCGGAUGGCGCACAGAGGUGCUUGUGGUUAUGAAAGCAAGGAUGUUGGAUUUGAACUACCGCCACCAGGUGAGUAUGUUGUUGGGAUGUUCUUCUUGCCAACACCUGAGGUUCGUCGUGAAGAAAUGAAAAUAGUAUUCAGGAAGGUGGAAGAGACAGAGCCAUUGAAAAGGCCGACACGAGUUCCAGAUGCUGUCAAGCAUCGAGGUUUCCAUGCUUAUGAAUGGGAAAGUAUUUUAUACAGGGACCUUGAUGUCCGAAUGAAUGACUAGGAAAAGGUUGCAAUGGAGUCUAGGCCAUGCCAACUGUUGAAGACCCAGUCGGCCCUUUGCAUGGAUUGUGGAACUCCCUUCUACCACCAGGUAUGAGUUGGACAUAUAAUAUAGUAUAGAAGAGUCUAACAUUUGGUAUUUUUUAGGCAUGACUCAAAUGUUUUUUUUUACGCUGUAUUUUAUUUAUUAACUGAUCUUUGUUGUCUUUUUUUUUUCAUCUACACAUGGAAGGAGAUCUUUCCAAUGUGAACCAUGUCGUGUAAUAAGACAGUUCUCCUUGUCAUGGUGUUUGCAGAUCAUUUCAGCGGAAUUGUGUUGCAAUCCCA